Messenger RNA from Drosophila arizonae, 1645 nucleotides. It is a transcript of the gene Gs2, whose product is annotated as glutamine synthetase 2. Gene Ontology annotation, molecular function: glutamine synthetase activity. The record is from RefSeq and is a predicted model, not a curated record. NCBI's taxonomy places the organism in Eukaryota, Metazoa, Arthropoda, Insecta, Diptera, Drosophilidae. Gene Ontology annotation, cellular component: cytoplasm.
CGCAUUCCAGCUUAGUCGUGUUCCAGUAACGUUUACGCGCGCAGCGACACAAAUUUUCACUAGAGCAAACGUCCUGGCAAACCCAACGAAAGACAAAUAUAAAUAAAACAGCAAACAGCAAACAGCAAACAGCAAAAGCUAAAGAACAAGAAACAGUAUGUCUGCCAGAAUUCUUGAAGACUCGCCCAAUGCGCGCAUCAACAAGACCAUCUUGGACCGUUAUCUGGCGCUGCCGCUAGAGGAUAACAUUGUGCAGGCCACCUACGUGUGGAUCGAUGGCACCGGCGAGGAUCUGCGCUGCAAGGAUCGCACCCUCGACUUCAUACCCUCCAGCCCCAAGGAGUUGCCCGUGUGGAACUACGAUGGCAGCUCGUGCUAUCAGGCGGAGGGCAGCAACUCGGACACCUAUCUGUAUCCGGUGGCCAUGUACAAGGAUCCGUUUAGACGCGGCAACAACAUCCUGGUCAUGUGCGACACCUACAAGUACGAUGGCACCCCCACGGCGACGAACAAACGCAAGUCCUGCCUGGAGGUCGUCAACAAGUGCACGGCGGAGGAGCCCUGGUUUGGCAUCGAGCAGGAGUACACGUUCCUCGACUUUGACGGCCAUCCGCUGGGCUGGCCCAAGAACGGUUUCCCCGGACCCCAGGGCCCCUACUACUGCGGCGUGGGCGCCAACAAGGUCUAUGCCCGCGACAUUGUGGAUGCGCAUUAUCGCGCCUGUCUCUACGCCGGCGUCAAGGUGUCCGGCACCAAUGCGGAGGUGAUGCCCGCCCAGUGGGAGUUCCAGGUGGGCCCCUGUCUAGGCAUCUCCAUCGGCGACGAUCUGUGGAUGGCGCGCUUCCUCUUGCAUCGCAUCUCCGAGGAGUUUGGCAUUGUCGCCACUCUGGAUCCCAAGCCCAUGCCGGGUGACUGGAACGGUGCUGGUGCCCAUACCAAUGUGUCCACCAAGGCGAUGCGCGAAGACGGCGGCAUCCAGGAAAUCGAGAAGGCCGUCGCCAAGCUCUCCAAGUGCCAUGAGCGUCACAUUCGCGCCUACGAUCCCAAGCAGGGCCAGGACAACGCCCGCCGCCUGACCGGCAAGCACGAGACGAGCUCGAUCAACGACUUCAGCGCCGGCGUGGCCAACCGUGGCUGCAGCAUACGCAUUCCGCGCGGCGUCCACAGCGACGGCAAGGGCUACUUCGAGGAUCGUCGCCCCAGCUCCAACUGCGAUCCCUACUCCGUUGUGGAGGCCAUAUUGCGCACCAUCUGCCUGGACGAGUAGGGCGGCAUAUGCACACUUUAUAGCUUGACCUGGACCCGGACCCGCCCACAAAUCACGGCGGAGUAACCAUAUAGACGUAGCCAUACGCAAUCAAAACUAUAUACUAUAUAUUCUAUGUGUAACCAACGUAGCCUUUCCUUCCUUACGUUUUUUUUUUGUCGACCUCUAAAUGAAUUACCAUCUAAGCAGCUGUUAAAGAUAACUCGAUAUAUAUAUUUUUUUGUUUUUUUUUUUUUAUAAUUGUUGAGCAUUGUUGUUAGGUUAUAGACAUUAACGGAACACGUUGAAGAAGAAGAAGAAUAAUUAGGUUUAAAGCUGUGCGUCGAUCGAUCAAUUAUUGCCUGCUCAAGGGCCCGCAAAAUUACCAAGUAUACCCAA